This is a messenger RNA of Ochotona curzoniae (black-lipped pika), 1299 nucleotides long. RefSeq names its product homeobox D4 (gene HOXD4). Gene Ontology annotation, molecular function: DNA-binding transcription factor activity, RNA polymerase II-specific; RNA polymerase II cis-regulatory region sequence-specific DNA binding. NCBI's taxonomy places the organism in Eukaryota, Metazoa, Chordata, Mammalia, Lagomorpha, Ochotonidae. The transcript is spliced from 2 exons. Bases 246 to 1013 code for a protein of 255 amino acids. The record is from RefSeq and is a predicted model, not a curated record. Gene Ontology annotation, cellular component: nucleus. Gene Ontology annotation, biological process: regulation of transcription by RNA polymerase II; anterior/posterior pattern specification; embryonic skeletal system morphogenesis.
AACAUCUGGCUGGGACCCUCGAAUGUGCCAGGACGAGUCAGUUGAUUACACGUAUGUUAUUUAGUUAAAUUUGUGAAAAUUAUGAGAUGCUCACCAACCCGGUGAUAAACUCGCUUCCUCCCCAUUGGCUGGCCUGGUCACAUGGCCGCCCAACUUUAUUCAGUUGACAGCAAGUAGGAGGGCCCUAUGGAAGGAGAAAAAAAGACAACACGAGAAAAAUUAGUAUUUUCUACCUUCUGAAAUUAAUGGCCAUGAGUUCGUAUAUGGUGAACUCCAAGUAUGUGGACCCCAAGUUCCCUCCGUGCGAGGAAUAUGUGCAGGGCGGCUACCUAGGCGAGCAGGGCGCCGAUUACUACGGCGGUGGCGCACAGGGCGCCGACUUCCAGCCCCCGGGGCUCUACCCGCGGCCCGACUUCGGUGAGCAGCCUUUUGGAGGCGGCGGCCCCGGGCCCGGCCCGGCGCUGCCCGUGCGGGGUCACGGACAAGAGCCCAGUGGCCCUGGCGGUCACUACGCCGCUCAGGGAGAGCCGUGCCCUGCGCCCCUGCCCGCGCCCCUGCCCGGCGCCCGGGCCUGCAGCCAGCCCGGCGGCCCCAAGCAGCCGCCCCCCGGGACGGCCCUCAAGCAGCCGGCCGUGGUCUACCCCUGGAUGAAGAAGGUGCACGUGAAUUCGGUGAACCCCAACUACACCGGAGGGGAACCCAAGCGCUCCCGGACGGCCUACACCCGGCAGCAAGUCCUAGAACUGGAAAAGGAAUUUCAUUUUAACAGGUAUCUGACGCGGCGCCGUCGGAUCGAGAUCGCUCACACCCUGUGUCUAUCCGAGCGCCAGAUCAAGAUCUGGUUUCAGAACCGGAGGAUGAAGUGGAAAAAAGACCACAAGCUGCCCAACACCAAAGGCAGGUCGUCGUCUUCAUCUUCCUCCUCCUCCUCCUCCUGCUCCUCCUCAACCGCCCCGGGCCAGCAUUUGCAACCGAUGGCCAAGGACCACCACACGGACCUGACGACCUUAUAGAAGCGGGGAGCCGGGGCCCAUCCCUCCCUGCACUCCAGGCUGAGCCGAGGCUGCAGGGGCAGGCUGGGCCUGCUGUCACCUCGCUGGGCUCUAAGGUACUGUGGGGGUGGACCUGGGACCCCCCCCCCCCAAGGCUGCCCUCGGACCAGGUUAGCAUCCUGCCCGGGCAGCCCCCUCCCUAGGGCGGGAUGGGAGUGGGAGGGCAGCGGGAUAUUCUCUCUCUGAGGAUAUUAUCAGGCGGCAGGAGCUACUGAGAAAAAGUAAACUCUUGGUGAGUCAUUAAACU